AUGAAGAUGUGGAGUGAUUUCCAGGGCUCGGGCGGCGGGUGCGGCGCCAAGCGGCGUGCCGGCUCCCCGUGCGAGGGCGGCGGCAAAGUAGCGCGGUGGGAAGAUUCUAUCGCUCGUCUGGAGGCUGUGGCCGCCGGGGCGGGCGGCGGUGAGUGCUGGCGAGGCGAAGAGGAGGAACGGCGAGCUUGCCGCCGGCGGUGGUGCGGCGGCUGGUGCGGAGCGCACGAUACCAUCCGCGCGGAGAACGGCAAGUCCUACCUGGAACUGGGCGGUGCCGCCGCGCGCGCCUGCUGCGACGGCCGCGCUGCCGGUCGCUGCGCCUCGAGACGCUGUUAUCGCGAGAGACGACUCAAGAUGAUGAACUUGUGCGCGCUCAAGUUGGCGCGAUUCCGCCAAACGGCGGACCCUUCCCUAAGACGGUCGGUGCUCGUGUGCAACACGCUACGAGGCAUCGAAAGAGAGAUGGAGAGAGAGAGCGUGGAAGAAGCGCCCUUCGAACCCGCGUGCGUCGCGAGCGGCGUGACGCGGUGCGAACUGCUAAACUCGCGGGACCCCGCUGCGGGCCGCGCGACACCUUUCCCUGCACCAGCGCAGCCAGACCGGGACUCCGGCUACGGCGACGAGGAGCGGAGCAUCGACUGGGGCUCAGUGUUGAGCCUCUCCUCCCGAUCGGCGCUAGACCCCCCCGAAGAGACGUGGCCCGACGACUGGGGCUGGAACGAGGACAGCUUCGUGCGGCUGCUGGUGCCGACGAGUUAG
Messenger RNA from Leptosia nina, 759 nucleotides. The record is from the annotation of a GenBank genome assembly. NCBI's taxonomy places the organism in Eukaryota, Metazoa, Arthropoda, Insecta, Lepidoptera, Pieridae.